AUGAACUGACAACAGAGUUAAAGGAGUCUAAACGGCGUCAGGGACUGUACCCGACCCUUCGCAGAGCCACAAUGAAGAUCACAGAGAUCCUCCUGAUGGUGGUUUUAGCAAAGUCUUGUUCCAGUUUACAAAGAGCGCCUCGUAUCAUCACGCUGCUGGAAACUGUGGACGUUCUCCUCGAUCACAAUGCCACAUUCAUCUGUGAGGUGGAAUCUCGUCCCUCUGCAGACAUUACAUGGACCAAGAACAACAACCCUAUAAUGUAUUACGACACCAGAUAUGUCACCAGAGAGCAGGGACAGAUGUUGCUCAUCCCUCAUGCAAAGGAGACAGACAAUGGCGAGUACUGCUGCAUCGCCAGCAAUGGCAUCGGUGAACCUGCCAAGAGUUGUGGAGCGCUGCAGAUCAAGAUGAAGCCACAGAUCAAACGCCACCCCACUAAUGUCACCAUGCUGAUCGAGUCCAAAGCUGUGUUGCCUUGCGUGACCCUGGGUAACCCCAAACCAGACGUCACCUGGCUCAAAGACGAUGAGCUCAUUAACGUGAGCGAGCGUGUGAGCAUUCUUGACUAUGGUGCGUUGAAGAUCCAGCCUAUACAGCGGGAGGAUGCUGGACAGUAUCGAUGUGUAGCCAGGAACAGUUUUGGUUUGGCCUUUUCCAGGCCGGUCACCAUUGAAGUUCAGGCUCCAGCUCGAAUCCUGAAGGCUCCCAGAGAAAAGAGGGUUGCGUACGGCAGCCAAAUUUCUAUGGAGUGCAACGCCACUGGAAAUCCAACCCCGACCAUCACCUGGUUGGAAAACGGGAAUACGAUAACAGACGCAUCUGUGGAGGACACCAUCGUGGGAGAAGUGAUCCUUUCGCUUCUUAAAGUGACGGUGACUAAACCUGCUCUUUACACGUGCCUGGCCUCCAACAGGCACAGUUCCGGAGCCAACACCGUCAAAGCCACUGCGAAGGUCACGGUGGCAGAGUGGAGACUCUACAAGGGAGCAGCUGGCUACUGUAGCGCCUAUCGUGGAGAUGUGUGUCGCUCAGUUCUUCAAGACGAUUCGCUAGUCUUCUUUAAUACGUCCCUCUCAGACCCUGAGGACACGCAGGAGUACUUGGUCCAGAGCUGGUGGACUGAACUGGAGGGUCUCAGUGCUCUGUGUAGCCCUGUGGUCCGCUCUCUGCUCUGCCACACAUCCUUCCCUGACUGUAACCCGUCAGGGUUAGGACCCGCCCCCAAACCCGUUUGCAGAGAGCACUGCCUGGCAGUGCGGGAGCUGUACUGCCACCAUGAGUGGGCCCUCCUGGAGGGCAGCAGUUCGAUACAGCGUGGUCUCUUCCGCUCCAUCAUUGGGGUUCACAGUCCCACUCUACUCCUACCAAAAUGUCAGAACCUGCCAAGUCUUCACUCGGACCCUGACGCCUGCACUCAUGUUCCACUCGUUGAUAUUCAGACUGAUCAAAUAACAACGACAUGUUAUAAUGAGAAAGGCAGAUUCUACCAAGGAAACAUAAACGUGACAAGGUCGGGGACGCCCUGCCAGCCAUGGACUGCACAGGAGCCGCACCAGCAUCGUCUGUCUGUAGACGUCAUUCCGGAGUUGAAAAAUUCCGGGAACAACUGCCGGAACCCCGGUGGGAUCAGCGAUCGGCCGUGGUGUCACACCACAAACCCCAACAUCCGCUGGGAAUACUGUGCUGUUCCACAGUGUGGGGACGUGGCCAGUGGGCUAGUGCUGAAGACAGUGUCACCCGGUCCUCGCCAGUCUUCUCACCCACCUCCCAUUGUUUCAGCAUCAUCUCCAGCUUACUCCAUGUCUGUCAUUGUCAUUGUCCUGUCCACGCUUGCAGCCGCGGUCUUCCUUUUCAUCAUCAUCAUCGGAUGUCACAGGCGGAGGAAACAGUGGAGAAACAGGAAGAGGGUGAUGGAGACCCCAACACUGACCGCACUUCCCUCAGAGCUGCUGCUGGACCGUUUGCACCCCAACCCCAUGUACCAGAGGGUUCCUUUACUGCUGAACUCAAAGCUGUUGGCUCUGGAGUAUCCUCGGAAUAACAUCCAGUAUGUCAGAGAUAUCGGAGAGGGUGCGUUCGGACGGGUUUUCCAAGCACGAGCUCCUGGUUUGCUGCCGAUGGAGUCAUUCACCAUGGUGGCAGUCAAGAUGUUGAAGGAAGAAGCAUCGGCUGACAUGCAGAAUGACUUCCAGAGAGAGGCGGCCCUCAUGGCUGAAUUUGACCAUCCAAACAUUGUCCGGCUCCUGGGUGUGUGCGCCGUGGGCAAACCAAUGUGCCUGAUGUUUGAGUACAUGGCCCAUGGAGACCUGAACGAAUUCCUGCGGCGAAGAUCUCCGACUCAGUCAGUCCGCACCCUCAGUCACGCCAGCCUGUCGGGUCCCAGCCUCUCCUCCGAGGUGGAGUCAGGGCCACUUACCUGCACUGAGCAGCUGUCCGUGUCCAAACAGAUAGCUGCUGGAAUGGCUUACUUGUCGGAGCGCAAGUUUGUCCACCGUGAUCUCGCGACGCGGAACUGCCUGGUGGGUGAGGAAAUGGUCGUCAAGAUCGCAGACUUUGGCCUCUCCAGGAAUAUCUACUCAGCUGACUACUACAAAGCCAAUGAGAACGACGCCAUCCCAAUUCGCUGGAUGCCCCCAGAGUCGAUAUUCUACAACCGCUACACCAGCGAGUCAGACGUGUGGGCCUACGGCGUGGUGCUGUGGGAGAUUUUCUCUCACGGCAUGCAGCCAUACUAUGGAAUGGGUCAUGAGGAAGUGAUCUACUAUGUGAGGGAUGGUCACAUCCUCUCCUGCCCUGAAAACUGCCCUCUGGAGCUGUAUAACCUGAUGAGGCUCUGCUGGAGCACGCACCCCUCAGACCGGCCCAGUUUCAGCAGCAUACACCGAAUACUGGAGCGAAUGCAUCAGAACACGUUGACCACAAAUGCAGAAGCCGAGCCAGAGUGUUAAAACGCUUGGGUUUGGUUUCUGACUCAAAGCAUCUUUAUAUGAGGCGGUAAAUUCUGUUUUCUAUAUUUUAAUGGUUUCCUGAAUGUAAAUAGCAGAGCUUGACGAAACAGAACGCUGAGCUCAUGGUUACUGACCAUGUUUGAAGACAGGAAGUGGCACCAAAGCCAGUGAGUUUAGAUGAUCGGCAGAAGCAAGCACACUUCCUCUUCUCUUUUAUCACUCGAGACAGGUCAAUUUCUUCAGCAACGCUAGUCAAGAAUGUCUGACUUUGGGUCUGUUCUGUUCUGUAAAUGUAAAGCAAUUGUCAAUUGGAUUUUUUAAAAACAAAAAAACAGGGUUUUAGUAUCAAUCUUCUGCUCCAACUCUGUCACCUCUUAAAGCAACAUUACUGAAAGGAACCAGUGAUGCGCCUGCUGACCACCAGUACUGCUGGUAACAAAAAGCCAAAACAGUCAGAGCCAGACAAAAGCGGGAGCUGAAAAAAUAUACACUUUUUUUUUUUGCAGAGUUUACAGAAGUGUCACUGAUAUCGCCUUGAUUCCCGCGGCACAGAAUCACUUUAAACAAUUUAUUGAUAUUGACAUAUUGAUAUUCCGGUUUAGACAUUCUAGUUUCCUUUUUUAUGAUUUUGUAUUUUACGUGUUUUUUGUGACUGGUAACAUUUGAGAUAUUAAAUGUUUACUUUCGAAAUAUAAUUUAGAGCGAAAAUUCGACUUAUGAUCAGUGAAGUUGUCACAGUGCCUUUGUGGCCGAGCUUAUUCAUUUGAUGUAAAGUGAUAAAGUUGAACCGUAUUUUUAUUGAUGUGCUAUUUGUUUAUUAAACUUCUACUUGAAUU
Molecule: messenger RNA, 3787 nt
Organism: Synchiropus splendidus (mandarinfish)
Lineage: Eukaryota; Metazoa; Chordata; Actinopteri; Syngnathiformes; Callionymidae
Gene: musk
Product: muscle, skeletal, receptor tyrosine kinase
Exons: 17
Coding region: 72-2951 (959 amino acids)
Biological process (GO): multicellular organism development; protein phosphorylation; cell surface receptor protein tyrosine kinase signaling pathway
Cellular component (GO): signaling receptor complex
Molecular function (GO): transmembrane receptor protein tyrosine kinase activity; ATP binding; protein binding
Source: RefSeq, a predicted model, not a curated record